UUUCAGAAGAGCGCUAGGUCUAAGGUUUACCACGACAUGUAGAUCCUUGAAGCCAGUUGGAUUGUCGAUUGCGUGCAAUCGUUAUUUGUAUAUAUAAAUAAGAAGAAAGAAGAAAACUAAACCAAACGGAACAACCACUUCGGUGGCUCCGGAGGUUGUUGAAGCCUGGAGGACAGAGCAGGCCCGGCGAAGAGGUCCCCAAAGCCGUUUGCCGUACGAUCUGCUUCAAGGCGAAGUACCGCGGUUGCAACGAGGGCGAGCGAUGCGAAAAAACGUCACGGAGGUAAGUCACUCAAAACAUGACUUAAGGCACAGGGAAAAGUGAGUCAGUCCUGCGUUGCUGUUCAUAGGGUUCCUUUGCAGAGAUAAGAAGGGCUGAGUUAAGCAUCUGCACAGGAAAUGGCGCAGAAUGCAUUGUGCGUGUUUCUUUUCCUUUGUUUCUAUGAAAUGGCUCUUGCUGCAGAAAGCCAGGAUUCGGGUUACUGCUACAAGAUCGAGCCCAGCACCAUGGUGGGCAUUGUAAUUGGAGACGUGGUGCUGACCGUGCUGAUAGUAAUCACUGUCUAUCACUGUGCUAGCCGGCGCAGGCGUCAGAGAGAUGAGGCUGACAAAGUGUACAUGAAUGUCAGGGCCAACUGCAAAGCCUGAAAAAAGCACAGAGGACAUGAGUACGCAAUGCAAC
This is a messenger RNA of Megalops cyprinoides (Indo-Pacific tarpon), 682 nucleotides long. It is a transcript of the gene hcst, whose product is annotated as hematopoietic cell signal transducer. Gene Ontology annotation, molecular function: phosphatidylinositol 3-kinase binding; signaling receptor binding. Gene Ontology annotation, biological process: positive regulation of phosphatidylinositol 3-kinase/protein kinase B signal transduction; regulation of immune response. The coding region runs from base 400 to 648 and encodes 82 amino acids. Gene Ontology annotation, cellular component: membrane. Lineage: Eukaryota; Metazoa; Chordata; Actinopteri; Elopiformes; Megalopidae. The transcript has 6 exons. The record is from RefSeq and is a predicted model, not a curated record.